AUGGGAGGAUUUUUGUCUCAUUUGGCACCAGAGCACAAUUCGGAUAUUCUAAAAGCCACUUGCGGUCCUAUUCGCGGAAAUGUGUAUAAACAUAAGGAUGUACUAGUUGAUGGAUACCUUGGAAUUCCAUUUGCCAAGCCGGAAAAUUAAGAUUCAAAAAACCAGUCCCAGCUGAUAUCUGGACAGAGCCAAAAGAUUGUUACAAGUAUGGCCCAGUGUGUGUUCAAACGUUUUCUUUUGGAGGACUAACUAUUCCUCGUGAAACGUCUCCUGAGGAAGCUGGAUGUUUGACAUUGAACGUAUUUUCUCCCAGGCAGCCAUCGUUAGAAUUUAAAACUGGAGGAAGACCAGUUAUGGUUUUCAUUCAUGGAGGUGGCUUCGAAUUUGGCGGUUCUGCUGAUUAUUGCGAUUAUUCACUUUCUGGAACCCUUCCCCUUAAAGAUGUCGUGGUAGUUUCUAUUAACUACCGCCUCGGUGUAUUUGGAUUCCUUACCACUGGAGACAGUGUUUGCAAUGGAAAUUUCGGUCUUUGGGAUCAGACUUUGGCUCUUAAAUGGGUUCAAAAACAUAUUUCUUCAUUUGGAGGAGAUCCGAAUUGUGUGACAGUUUUUGGACAAAGUGCAGGAGGAGCAAGUACGGACUUACUAUCACUGAGCCCACAUUCCAGAGAUUUGUUCCAAAGAUUCAUUCCAAUAUCUGGCUCUGCUUACUGCGAAUUCGCUCUCAGAACAUCUAAAAGUCAAGCCAAAAUCUUCCGGGAAUUUGCAGAGUUCAAGGGAUUCACCGGCGGAGAUUCAACUACACUUUUAGAAUGGUAUAAAAAUCAGUCAUCGGAAACUCUCUCUGAUCUAAGAAAGGAAGCUCCAAAGAAGCAAAUGAUGACUGGAGUUGAUGAGUAUGAAGGUGUGAUAGCAUCAAUGAACCCAGAAUUUUCUCCUGCUGACGCCGGAUUGGCAUUGUUUCCUAAAGGAGUAUAUGGGAACGAUACUGCUGAAAAUCCAGAAGAAAUGCAUAAAUUAUUCUAUGAAAAAUAUGUGGAGGGAGUUGACAAAUCUGACGAUUCAGCAAUGAAAAAGAGACUUUGCGAAGCUUUUGGAGAUCUUGGAUUCAAUCUUGGAGUGUUCCAGUCAGCCAAGAGUUCAGCUAAAUAUGGGAAUGAUGUGUUCUUGUAUUCAUUUGAAUAUUAUCAUUCAGAUGGUUUUGGGAUGUGGAAAGAUCUUCUGCCAUUCGAAGCUUCUAUGCAUGGAACAGAGCUCCGUUAUUUGCUCGGCGAAGGAUUCUACAGCAAAUUUGAUGCAACGAAGGAGGAACUGGAGGUUCUUGAAAAAACAACCACACUUUUUUCAAAUUUUGCUAAAUACGGAAAUCCGAAUGGAACGGGAGUUACGGAUGAAAUUUGGGAGAAGUUUAACUUGAACAACCCAGAAAGACAUUUUCGAAUUUCGUAUCCAAAAUGUGAAAUGAGAGAUAUUUUUAGUGGUGGGAGAAUGCCGUUUUUGGAGAAGCUCGAAGAAAAAAGCUUGAAGACCCAGGAGCUGGUGUAUGGUACAAAGAAAUUUACAAAUAAUUGA
Messenger RNA from Caenorhabditis elegans, 1571 nucleotides. NCBI's taxonomy places the organism in Eukaryota, Metazoa, Nematoda, Chromadorea, Rhabditida, Rhabditidae. The record is from the annotation of a RefSeq genome assembly.